AGCGUGCUGGCCCCGGCUGUGAUUGAUAACAAACUUUCGGCCAAAAAAUGUAGUAAAGCAGGUCGGAACGAACUCCGCGAUUCAAGCAUGGGCUUCUCAGGGAAGUUCGGAAGCGUCCUGUUGCUUUUGGAGAUGUGUGUGUCUGCAGCUAAUGGAGCUUCAUUUUUUGGAGAUAGCUACGUGCAGCUUGAAGUAACAGAAACCUCUAGCAAGACAUCAUUAAGUUUACAGUUCCAAACCUCAAAGUCGAAUGGACUACUUUUCCUGGCAGCAGGCGAAAGUGACUACUGUUUGGUGGAGUUGCAGUCUGGGCGUAUACAGGUGAAACUGGAGCUUGGUUCUGGUGAAAAGAUUCUCCGGUCUGAGAGAGGAGUGAAGUUAAAUGAUUUGGCGGUGCACACGUUGGACCUAUACCACAAGGAUGGUGAAGCUAACCUGAGAGUCGACAAUCACUUCAAAACUGCUGUGAAGAUGCCAGGACUGCUUCACGAGCUCGACAUUCAGCACGGCCUUUUCGUUGGUGGCACCGGCAGGUUUGACAGACAUUACAUGGGAGGGGCCGCGAGUAACUUCCGGGGCUGCAUUGAUGAGGUGGUAUUCAAUGGACAGGACAUCUUGUCAUCUUUAAGAACGUAUUCUGGCUUCAAAACCGUGCACGAGGUUUCAGCAGGCUGUAGCGAUGAAUUUUUUGCCGAAGACAGUGAGCCACUGAGCUUAUUUAGUUCCAAAUCUUACCUUGAAUUUGCGCCAUGGAAUGCAGAGGAGGAGGAGGGGAUGCUUGAAUGUACUGUUCGCACCACUCAGCCGUUGGGUCUGCUGCUGUACAGCGCAGGCCGACAAGAUGACUUUGUCGCUAUGGAGAUUGCAGAAGGAUUAGUUCGAGCAGUUGUUGGGAAAUCUGGGAAAAAAACACAACUUUCGUCCCUAAGCAGUGUUAAUGACAAUAAUUGGCAUGACAUUAAGCUACGAUUUACGCCCAAGCAUCUUUACCUUACCGUGGAUGAGGAAACAGUAAAGGUUACCCUGAGCGCUCGCAGCAAAAACAUCAGGUUGAGGGGCCCUCUCUUUAUUGGGGGCAUAGAUGACAGCACUCGUGUUGAAGUGCUAAAGAUUGGCCUUCUAUCCUUUGCGGGGAGGAAAGCAAGGGGAGGGUCUUUCAGGGGUUGCUUGAAGGAUGUGAAAGCUAAUGCAGAAACAAUGAGUUUAAAGAAUGUGCUAGUUACAAAAGACAUUUCAUCCGGCUGUGUAGCAGCAGUGAAAAGCUCUCCAACUGUUAGAGCAACUACAGCACAAAUGUUAGUUGUUUCAACAGCUUCCACUCUUCAAACGACUGUUAAACCCACCCCAAAGGUACAGACAACAAAGUUUCUGACCCUCAAGAACCUAGUAGUUGCAGAAGGAGGACAGGCAGAACUGGAGUCUAAACACGUAAAGUUGAACCUAGAGUUCAAACAAUUGGGUGUGCGCCCGUCACAAAUAAUAUUCAAUAUAACAAAGCAGCCAAAACACGGACAACUAAAACUGAACACUGGUCCGGAGCGUGAACCAAAUUCUUUCUCCACAUUGGACCUCUGGUACGGGCGGGUGUUAUAUAUUCACGAUGGAUCUGAAGAUUCCCAUGAUCAGUUCUCAUUUUCUGUUUUUGCAAGCACUAAAAAACUGGUCCCAGAUUACCUGAAAGGAGACAGACAGUACCGAUUUAACAUUACUGUUACUCCAACCAAUGAUGCCCCUGCACUUGUCCUGCCUGAAGGUAAUUUGUUCACUUUGCUGGAGAAUUCUAAAAAAUGUCUUGUAAGUAAUGUGAUUAAAGCUACAGAUAUUGACACAAAUUCCACAGACCUUCAUUUUUCCAUUUUGGGAAAUCUUAAUGCAGAUGCUGGAUUUUUGCAAAAUGCCUUGAAUCCUGGUACUGCUAUUACGACAUUCUCCAACGAUGAUUUGGAAGAAGGAAAUAUAUAUUAUGUUCACCAGGGUGUUCGUACCUCAAGGCUUGUGUUACGUGUCAGCGAUGGUGAUAAAGUGAGCAACACUGUAGUAUUGCGGAUAAUGGCCAUACCAGUGGAUUAUAAAGUGAUCAAUAACACAGGUCUAGUAGUGGAGCAGAGUGAUGCAGCCUUGAUCACCAAACACAAUUUGUCAGUCGAAACUAAUGCAGUCAAUCAGGAAAUAGAAAUCCGUUAUAACAUUGCCAAAGGUCCAAAAUACGGUGAAAUUCAACGGCUGCAAUCUAGUGGUGAAUGGAAGAAAAUCUCUUCUUUUUCUCAACGGUCAGUGGAGCGCGGCCGCAUCCGUUACAUUGGCACUUUCCACAAACUUCAGUCUGUAAAUGUAACUGAGAUGUUCACUUUCAAGGUUAAUAUAGGAAGCAUGACAAGCGAGGAGCUAGAUUUUCCCAUUAUAGUGAAAUGGGUUAAUUUCAAACUCCUGAAAAAUAAUCCAUUAGAGAUUCAUAAGGGGAAGAGACAAGCUCUGACUUCUGAAAAUCUCCAUGCUGUCUUGGAAGGUGUACGGAUUUCUGAGAGUGGGCUGCAGUAUAAGUUGGUGACUGCACCUAAAAAAGGACAACUUCUGCUGAAUGGCAAGCUUCUAAACCAAAAUUCCUCUUUCAGUCAGAAAGAUAUAUCCGCACAGAAGGUGGAAUAUGAAUUAUUAGAAAAACCUCAUGAAGACACUGAGGACAUCAUCCACUUUCAGCUCUUCUCUAACCGUGCAGUAUCCCUAAUUUAUACUUUCCAUAUGCUUAUUAAAGCUGAUGUUAAUACCAUUAAUCUGACAAAUAAUGGUCUCACUUUGGUUGAAGGAGAAGGAGAGCUAAUAACUCAGGUAGAGUUGUUUGCAGAAACCUUGAACUCUAAAAAUUUUGUGUACACCGUCAAGCAGAGUCCAAGAUUCGGCAAGUUGAAACGGAUCAAUCGCUCUGACUCAUCCGACAGUAAUGACAAUAUAACAACCUUUACAAAUGAAGAUAUUUUAGGACAGCGUCUCAUGUAUAUGCAUGACGAUUCUGAGUCUAUGCAUGAUGAGUUUAUAUUUGUCGCAGCGGCUGCAGACAUGGCUAUAGACAAUUCCGAAUCCGAUCCAAACUCUCUGUCUAUUAUGGGAACAUUUUUUAUAACAAUUCAGCUAAGAAAUGAUGAGAAGCCAGUUCGCAUUGUCGACCAGCUUUUCCACGUGGUUAGAAAUGGUCAGCGGUUGCUGACCUCUGAGGAUCUGCGCUAUCACGAUCCUGAUUCAGAUUUCGAUGACGCACAGCUGUUGUACACUCGCCGCGGUAUUCCUAACGGUGAUCUAGUUCUCGUACAUAACACCUCCAGGAAACUUUUCCAGUUCUCUCAAGAGGAUCUUGAGCAGAAGCGUGUUUUGUUUGUGCAUCGUGGCGCUGACAAUGGCAGGUUUGUCUUGUUUGUAACUGACGGCAAACACUACACUUCUUCGUUACUUGAGGUCCGUGCCUCAGAUCCUUAUGUUCGAAUAGUCAACAACACAGAUCUUCUGGUGCAGAAAGGACAAGGAAAGUCUCUAACAACGGCUAAUUUAAGUGUUAACACUAAUCUCUUUAUUGCAGAUGAAAGUGAGAUUAAUUACAGAGUAUUUCUGCCACCAAAGCAUGGAGCACUGUAUUUGAAUGGUGCCCACACAGAAUCUUUCACUCAGAAUGAUUUGAAGAAUGGGCAUGUAGUGUAUCACCAUGACAACAGCAACCACCUUUUGGACAUUUUCAACUUCACAAUAAAGGUAAAGCAUGUACUGCUGGAUGGAAGUGUGACUGUCCGUAUAUACCUGGAAAGCCAUCAGCGUGCUCCAAAAGUCUUGCACAACAGCAUUCUGCUGGUUGAGGAAGGGAAGCCUGUGAAGGUUGACAGAAAUAACCUUGAGGUGAUGCAUGAAGACAAUCUGCCAUAUGAGAUAAUUUACAAAGUCAAAAUUGCACCUGCUUAUGGUUACAUUCGUCGCUUUGUUGAAGCAGAAGGGUAUUAUGUUGGAACAGAACGUAAACCUGUUCAGUACUUCACGCAACAAGAUCUAAAUGAUGGCAGAAUUCAGUAUGUGCAACUGAGUGCAGAUCAGUUAAAGGAUAACUUUACUGUGGAUGUUACUAAUGGCAUAGUAGACCUGCCUGGAAUUUUAGUCCGAAUUGAUAUUAUUCCAAGGUUGAUCCCAGUGGAAGUGCAUAACUUUACAAUCAAGGAAGGUGCAUCAAAGGCUCUAACAGAAGACUUUAUAAAAGUUGCAAGUCCACACUUUGCAGAGCUUACUUUUGAAUAUUCAGUAAUAGAAAAACCAAAACAUGGACAUAUAGAAAACUCCCGUUUUCCUGGUGUCUCACUACUAUUAUUUACCAGACGACAGGUUGAAUAUGAAUUUAUUUAUUAUGUACAUGAUGACAGUGAGAGCCUCCAGGACAAUUUCUCAAUAAUCAUCAAUGAUACUCAACUGAGAAAAGAGAGUUUGCCUCGGACAAUUUUUAUUAAUAUUACAUCAGUGAAUGAUGAACCCCCUAUUGUCAUCACAAAUAAAAUAUUCAAAGUAUGGGUGGGCUCAGUCACAGAGAUAUCAAAAAAUGACCUGAAUACAGAAGAUAAAGAUUCUUCCCCGGAAGAAUUAGCAUAUUCUGUCACUCCGCCUAGCAAUGGACAUCUCGCUCUAAAGACUUCUCCAAAUAAACGCAUCCUGAACUUCACCCAAGAUCAUAUAAAUAAACAGCAACUUUUGUUUGUCCAUAAUGGAGCCAUGUCGGGUGGAUUUAGCUUCCAGGUUACGGAUGGACUAAACUACGCACCUCGUCAGAUCUUUAGCAUUACUGCUGGAGCGUUGGUCAUUAACAUGGAGAAAAACAAUGGUUUAAGAGUUUUUCCAGGAACACUUAAACGUAUUAAGUCUGCAGAUUUGAAAGCCACAACCAAUGACGACAGCACUGGAAAUCGAAGCCUAACAUAUACCUUGGUUAGUUUUCCAAAACUUGGCCGAGUGGUAAAAAUUGACGCUGAUAACUUGACUCACGAAGAAACCAACUUCACCCAAAACAUGAUAAAUGAAGGCUUGAUUGCAUAUGAACACACACUCACUGAAGCCAUGGGUUGGACUGCUGAAGAUUCCUUUUGCUUUGUAGUGUUUUCCCCACCAGCCUCGUUGGAACCUCAAGAGUUUCAUGUCACCAUCUCAUUCGCCAGCACUGAGCAUUCCAGUUGUCUACUUGCAAAUACAGGUGCUGUUGUCACAGAAGGUGAAAGUGUACUGAUUGAUAAAUUUAAGCUGGAUGCUUCAAACCUAAUGUUCAAGCUUCCAGAGUCUGAACGCUCACUGUACGAAGUGUGGUAUCAAGUGACAGCUUUGCCUAGCCAUGGUGUGAUCUUAGUUGGUGAACGUAACAUCACUAAGCAGAAACCCUAUUUUUCUCAAUUUAUUGUUAAUAAAUAUGGAAUAAUGUACUUGCACGAUGACUCAGAAAGUCUGAAAGAUAAUUUUACCUUUGCUGCUUGGUUAAAUCUAAAAGGCAAAACUACAUCAAGGCCCUUGAAUGACAGUGAAGUGGUACAAGAGAUUUUCAAUAUUACCAUUACUCCUGUUAAUGAUCAUCCUCCAGAACUGAAAACCAAAGCCCCCAGUUUGAAGAUAUUGCAGGGUUACAGUACUGCACUUAAUUCAGACCAUAUAAAUGUUGUGGAUUUAGAUAAUCUACCAGAAGAAAUCAAAUACAGCAUUAUCAGUGGACCCAAUAAUGGCUACCUGGCAACAGCAGAGAACGUGAAUUUGUCUGUCAAGCAUUUUACACAGGCUGAUAUCAAUAAUGGUAAAAUUUGGUUUGUUCAAGAUGGAAGCUCAUCAUCUGGUGUUUUUUAUUUUAGUGUAACCGAUGGUAAACACCGGCCAUUAUACAAGUUAUUUAACUUGGAGGUUAUACCUAUUAUGAUCACACUUAUAAACAACACUCAACUGGAAAUUGAACAGGGACAAAGUAUUUCUGUCAUCACCAAUGAACAUUUGGCUGCAGAAACUAAUGGAAAACUUGCAGUGAUAAGUUAUGAAAUUACUGCACCUCCACAGUUUGGACAUAUAAUGAUUGGAACCAAAAUUGUGAGUGUGUUUAAGCAGGAAGAUAUUAUGAGAGGACGUUUGAUUUAUCAAAUGACUAACCUUUCCGCAUCACAGGAUAGCUUUGAGUUCACAGUGCUGACUUCUGAAAGGAAUGUGUCUGAGCAGGUGGUUAACAUUACAGUGAGGCCUUUGCUGAAAAUGGCAAAAAAUUUUAAGAUUCCCACUGGAACUACCUGUCAACUUGGGACAAACAUGUUGGAUGCCAGUAAGUUGGCCAACCAGACUGCAAGUAUUCCCGAGUUUGAAAUAAAGCGAUUACCAUCCUACGGCAGACUUGUGAGACUAAGAUCAAGAAGUCGAAGAGAAGCUGAAAAAAUAUUUACUCAGAGAGACAUUGAAUUAGGUCUUUUGUUGCUUGAAGUUGAAGCCAACAUGACUGGAUUGGAUUUAUUGAAUGACUCUUUUGAUUUUGUUUUGAUGGCAAAUAAUGUGCAACCAGCUGAAGGCACCUUUCUAUACAGUAUUACUCCAUUUAACGGUUCUGAAGUACUCGACAUCCCAGUAAAUGAAAAUUCACGGCUUAAUUUGCAUUUGUCAGGUAUGACCUCUACAUCAAUACAGUUAUCACCGAGUAUUCAAACAGAGACACCCAAGUUCUCUCCUACUCAACCUGUGCCACGCUGGCAAAGCCAAAAUCGCUGGGGAAGUCGCAAAGGUAACACAUCUACCUUUGCCCCCAGUGUGACACUGGCAAGCUUCAUACAACAGACUGCAUUAGAACCAGUCAAUGACAAGCCAGUUCCUCAAAGCAUUCAGGAUCGCGGCUCUCUUCAAAUAAUUUUGCCAUUAGCUUUUCUAGCUCUUUUGCUCAUCAUCUUCGCAAUUGUUGUAUUUUUGAUGAAACAGAAGAAGAAACCAAAUCACAAACCUCUAAUUAGCAAUUGUCCCAAUAAUGGUGGCGCGAACAGUCCAAGCUUUCAUCCCGUAGAGAGAAGCCCAACUGUUCCAGCUGUCACAGUGUCCCACCUUAAUACAGGUAGCAUUUCCAGUCCUUCACUGAGAGAAAGACAGAAUCAAAUGGUCACGACAGCCCCCAGUUCAAAAGACACCUCAACUCUACUUUAUAACUGUUCUCAGAUUGAUGCAGAAAUGGUGCAGCAUUGUCGUACAACCCAUCCAACCUUGAGGCACAACCAGUACUGGGUAUAAUAAAGCAAAAAAUUUACAUUUACCCAUGAACCUUGCUACAUUACAAAAAGUAAGAGAGAGGAAUUGCUGACAGAAUCAUGUUCAGUGUUAAUUUUUCAAAUAAACGCUCAGAACCUGAAAGUGACGAAAAAUCAUCUUUGCAAGUUGCACUGUUAAUAUAAGUUAUGAUUUUUUUACUUUAAAAACAAGUAGACAGAACGACAAUUAGCAUCAUUAUUUUAACAGUUUGCCAUGGUGCUCUGAAAUCAGAUAGUCCUCACCUCGAAGCCGGAUUUUUCUUCCAACUGUAGAUAACUCUGGUAGGGAAAUUCCCAACUUGGCAGACCUGCUUCACUUUACAGGGGCCUGUUAGAACCAACUUACGUUCCAGGAAGAAGGAGGACACAAUAAUAUUGGGGGCUUCCAACCCAAGAAGCAAGCCCAAGGCAACCAUAGGAACGUGCGAAUGCUGAGGCAGAUUGGUUAGAAGGCUUACCUUAGUUCUUUGGGGUAUCUUUUCAGUUAUUUCAGAAGCUGUUAGGCCUCAUAGUCCUCAGUGAUAAUGGGAACUGCAGAUGCUGGAGAAUCUAGGAUAACAAAGUGUGGAGCUGGAUGAACACAUCAGGCCAAGCAGCACCUUCCUCAUCCUUGAAGCCCUCCCCCUCAUACCCUCCCUUGCCAUGUCACCUCCUUUGCCACUCACCGAUAUCCACUAUGAACAAAGCAUAGGAACCAUGUAGAGAUAAAAAGAAAACUUCUCAAGAUUGUAGUAGCUCUCACACACUUGAUUAUUUUUAAAACAAACUCUCACUCAUGAAAUUCAUUCAUAACUUUUAAAUUUCUGGUGAUUAAUCUCUUGUAAAAAUAACCUUCAAUUGAGAUUCCACAUCAAAGAUUGUUAACCAUUUAACACCUUCUUUAAGCUGUCCAUCAAACUGUAAACUCAGAAGCCACUGCUGAAACAAUUGUGGCUUUGAAACUCAGCCAAUCAUUCAUAAUUGCAUUAUGACAAGCCUUGGGAAAAGUUAAUGGAAACAUGCAACCAGACAAGUAUUUUUAUAACCUAUUAACAAAAGUAUUACAGCUGGACUUUUUUUGUAUCUCUUGGAUGCUUCUGUUUUUUCUCCCCAUGUUUAAAAGAGCAUGAAUUUGAAAAAAAAACCUAAGAUGGAACUUAUCUGCCCUCCAAGAUUGUUUAAGUCUACUACCUAAAUUUGUGGCUCUCGCACUGUGUGUCAAACCCUUUGAAGCAGCCAAAAUGGGAUCUGUUUGAAUUCAGUACUGACUUCCAAUGGCCUUGCUAUAUAAAUUGUGUCCCACCUUACCUCUGCCGGUAGAAAUAACUGAAAUUUCUGUUGGAAAUGGGUAUGAGACUUCUGCAUUCCUAUCCUCCUGACGCCACAACCAUACAGCACCUACAUUCUAUUGUUUGCUAAUAGAUUUGUUGUCAAAGGAAGCAUAUUUGCUCCCUUUUUACAAAGUCUAGAUUUAAUUUAGUUAUAUUUGGUAAUUCUUUGAGACUCAUAAGUAAUUGGGUAAAAAUUAAAAGAGGUAUAUUUGUACUACUAAGUUAACAUGAUUUUGAAGACUUAGAAGAAUCAAACAGUGAAAUGUGACAUUUCAUCUAAAAUUAUUUUGCUUCAAUUUUUUCAAUUUUACCUCAUUUUAUCUGUAGUAAAUAGCAAAAUUGAGAAAUAAGCACUUCAAGAAUUUAUGCCUUUUUUAUGGAGAUGAGUGGAUUUUUGCAAUGCGCUUAUUAAUAUAAAGGAUGGACAGUGGAAUUGGAAUAUCUUCUCUACUUUUCAUCACUGUGUGGCAACGUCAAGUGCUUCAAAAUCCAAGUAUAGUUCAGAUCAUUUGCAGUGCAAAUUUGUCCAUCACCUGAUUCAAUAAUCUGCAUGAACCACAGAUAACGACCACUUCUGCACCAGCACAAAAUCUUUCACUUUCAGACAAGAGUAAUACAAGUGGUAUUUUUCAACACGAUUAAUAUAUAUCAGUAAGAAAUAAAUAAAAUGACGGCAAUUUACUUCUGGCUGUAUUUAGAAAGAGUUUGUUACUUCAUCAAUGAUAAGAAUAUAUUUCUUGACUUCAGUUUUUUUGAUGGAGAAUCUAGGUGUAUGUAUAAAGUUGCCUUUUUCACAUGUAUUGUUGUUACACUUAGCAAAGACUGAAAGUUUCAAACUCAAAUUGUUUCGAGUUACGGAUUCUAUUUAAAAAGUGUUUUUCUCAUGAAUAUGUAUUUUUAAAAGUCAAAAUAUUCGACUAUGGGGUUGAUUUUAUUAGUCAUAACACUGUACCUAAAUGUCUGAAAUGUCCUUAUCUGUGCUGUUCUUCUGCAGUGACUAUGAAUAAACUUAUUGGGAAAAAAUA
Stegostoma tigrinum is the source of this 9600-nucleotide messenger RNA. It is a transcript of the gene cspg4ba, whose product is annotated as chondroitin sulfate proteoglycan 4ba. NCBI's taxonomy places the organism in Eukaryota, Metazoa, Chordata, Chondrichthyes, Orectolobiformes, Stegostomatidae. The transcript has 10 exons. The record is from RefSeq and is a predicted model, not a curated record. The coding region runs from base 88 to 7248 and encodes 2386 amino acids.